AUGGUGGAUGCUGCGAUUGCAUCGGAAAAGAAGGAGAAGAUUAGUAUAGCCAGCCCACGCACCGUCUCGCUACGACCACGCUCUUCAGCUGAUCGCACAACCAAGUCCGUGCUCCGAAUCCAGUCUGUGUUUCGCGGUUAUCGCGCCCGCAUCUCUUUCCGCCUCGCCCUUUACGAAGACGCACUGAGUUGUGGCGUGCUAGGAGCGAUGCCGUGCACAAUUCAGGGCCGAUCAGGCUGGUACCUGGACCCGAAGCGCCUUUGGGAGCAGAAGCACACGCUGCGCUGCAGUCGUUUGGUGCUCACACCGUACGAGAUGCAGCAAGAAAUCUUAACUAAAGCUCCGGCACUGCCGGCGGUACUGCCAGCGGCACCUGCGAUUGAGUAA
This is a messenger RNA of Phytophthora infestans T30-4, 387 nucleotides long. RefSeq lists its product as uncharacterized. Gene Ontology annotation, molecular function: protein binding. The record is from RefSeq and is a predicted model, not a curated record. Bases 1 to 387 code for a protein of 128 amino acids. Lineage: Eukaryota; Oomycota; Peronosporomycetes; Peronosporales; Peronosporaceae. The transcript has 3 exons.